CAGCGGCAAAGCAAAGACGUUUUCAAAUAUUGUUACACUUCCUUUAAAUUUAAAAAAAAAACAAGCAAAAAUAUUUCACAUGAUGUCAGUUAAUGCUAAAGCAUGAGAGGUCUUCGACGAGUGUGUUUUAAUCGUUGUUUCUAGAUGUUUUUCGGUUUUGGGGGGUUGGGGUGUGUUUGUUGUCAUAGGGACGCCGAACAUGGCGUCACAUUCACACAGACGCGGACUCGAGUAAACGCUCCAGAACUUUUAUUCAAAACUCAUUCUAAACUGGGGAUUUACAUUACAAUACAAGAUUGGAUAAACUGAUAUAGACGUGAAUUUGUGAAUUUAAAACUGAUGAUUUAUUUGUCACACUGACCUCAUGCCUCAGUCAUCUGCUACCCGGCAACGCCCUGGCAACAGGGUCAACCGUAAAGACGGCGGUCACAGUGUUUCCACACCGCAGGAAGUCACCCUGUCACCUGGAGGCUCGCAGGACGAGAUCAACAGACUCCGAGACCAGAUCGAUCGGUUGCAGAGAGACAGACGGGUCAGUGAGAGAGAGACAGGCGACGGCUUUACUCUCACUGCAGAACUGAGGUGGAAACUCAACCAGCUGGAAAAAGAGAAGCUGCAGUUCACGUCCAAAUGCAACGAGGAGGUGUCACAGUAUGAAGCUCAGGUUGCCCGGUUACGGGCGCAGGUGGAGCGUGGAGAGGCUCAGCGACAGACGCUGGAGUAUGAUGUUGCCGUGGCGAGGAGGGAUGUUGCGGUCGAGAGGAGAAAAAGUGAAGAGAAGAUGAGAGACCUGAGAGGACACAAUCUGAAGCUGGAGGGUGUCGUCUCAGAGCUGCAUCAGAGAGCGUGUGAUGUUCAGAGAUCUCUAGAGAUCACACAGAAGGCACGUGAAGAUGAUCAUCAGGACCUCCAGACGCAGCUGCACGAGAGAGACCGUCUGCUGCUGAACGCAAACGCUGAGAACCACCGUCUGCACGCUGACCAGAGCCGUCUGGAGACGCUCAUACAGGAACAGACCGACACUCUACAUCAGAUGGAAGAAGAAAUGGAGAGAAUGGAGAGCGAGAGAGAGAGCGACAGAGAGAAACUGAAAAACACAUCCGCAGACGUGCAGCGCAGCACUGACAGAGAAGACAAACUGAGAGCUGACCUGCAGUCGGCUCUGGAGAAAGUGAAGGUUCUGGAGCAGAAUUUCGAGUCCGAACGAGUCGCUCACCUGGAGUCUAGAUUAAACUCUGACAUCAUGCAGGUGAAGGUGAAGGAUCUGGAGGACGCUCUCGGGCUGGAGAAGAGCAGUCACGCUGACCUUGUGUCCCGUCUGGAGAUGUUGAAGCAGAAGUUGAGUGAGGUGGAGAGAGCGUACACUCGUGAGAAAGACCAAUCACAACACGUCACACACAAACUCACACAGAUGGAGAAAGAUCAUAUAAACAUGAAGACUGAUCUGAUUGGCCAGCUGGAUCAAGAGAAGGCCCGGGCUGCUGAUCUGAUUGGUCAGUUAGAGAAGCUGUCAGUCAGACUGCAGGAGCAAGAGAGAGAGUGUACAGAGAGACUACAGCAAAUCAACCAGGUGCAGAGGUCUCUGGUGUGUGUGCAGCAGUCAUAUGACGGUGUGUUGUGUGAUAUUGUGGAGUUGUUGCAGGAGUAUCAGCAGCAGGGGGCAGCACACACUCAUCAUACAGAAGGAGAUAAACCAAACGCAUCUGCUCUGUUGGACAUCCUGAGAAGAACCUUACACAACUACAAAACACAGUUGCAGGAGAGUGUGGUGGUGAUGCAGAAGUUGACUCAUGAGAUGUUAGUGAAGGAUGAGAAGAUCACAGAGCUACAGAAGAACAUACAGGAGUGUGAGGCGCAGUGUGUGUGUGUAAAUAAAGAGGUGAAGCGGUUGCGUGUGUGUGUUGCAGAUGCUGCAGCCGAUGUAGACAGAGCUCAGAAAGAUCUGCGCAGACUCACACACCAGCUGCAGGACGAGAAAACACAACACACACACACACAAACCCAGAUGAACACACUCCAACAACAACACCAGAGAGACUCACAGGAGAAGUUGUCAUUCCUGCACGUGUUGUAUCAGCGUCUGGUCGCUGGAUGUGUGCUGGUGACACCGGCACACAGCAUGCUGGGUAGUUUCUCAUGGGGGGAGCUUAGUGCUAUGGUACAAGAGCAUGUGGACACGUUGACCUCUGACCUCACCGCAGCCAUUCAGAAGGUGUCGCGUUUGGAGAGUGUGUGUGAGGGACAAUCAGCAGCGCUGGAGAGAGUGAGUGAUCAAUUGAAACAACGAGAGGAGAUGUGGAGACGACAACGCCAAGAUCUCAACACACACCACACACACACCAUCAGCCAGCUACAGCACACAAUACAGGAUCUCAGAAGGCAGCUGGAGGUGGCUGAGGGGCGUGUCCUCUGUCUAGAGCGCAGUCAGUCUGAGCAGGAACAGGAAGUGAGGCGUCUUCAGGAGUCGUGUCUGUUAGCGGCAUGCGGUGUGUUGGCGGGUUGCAUGCGUGCUCUACGCAGACAUGUGUGUGUGCUGAUGUGGCAGAAAGCCAUGCUGCAGGAGCGAGUCUGUGAGGCCGAGAUUCUGCGGACGGAUGUCAACACACUGCUGCACGCGCUCACUGAUGCCGGGGUCAAAGGUCAGCCAGAAGCGAUAGGUCGGGCAGCACGCAGGUUCCGGCGAUGUGUGAUCGCAGUGCUGGCGGCUGGACGUCUCCGCGCGCUCGGGCGGAGCUCUUCUGUGCUGUUCCGUGUUGCCGUGGGUUACGGGAGGCAGCCGGAUGUGUGUGUGAGCGAUGUGAUGGUCAGAGAGGAAGAGGAAGAUGAAGACCACAGAGUGGUGAAGACACUCAACUCCUCUGAGCUGCUCGUCCUCAUACACACCUGCAUGGAGGGAAUCCACCAGGAGCUGAGAGGAACAGACUCUGUGAUGUCAGCAGUCGAGAGCAGAUGUAAGAAGUUGUUUGAACGGCUGCUGUCAGACGUGGACGCUCAGUGUUGGGAUAAUGGGAAGGCCUCGUUGGCACGGCGACUGGGUCUGGGACUUCACAAGCUCACAAGUGACCAACACGCUGUACACGGCUACACUAACAGCAAGGUUCUGGUUGCAUCUCUACAGAAACACAUUCUGCAGUUCACGCAACGGCUGCAUUCAGCUGAGGUCGAGCGCCGGAACCUGCGACUGCAACUCUCACGCAUCUACCGCAAAGACACACACACUGCGUGUGUUCCUGUACAGCGCUUUGAGAGUGUAUGUAGUGAGCUCAGAAGUGCCCUGGAGAGGGAGCAGUGUGCUCAGCGUCUGCUGCACGAUCAGGCAACACAACUUCAGCGGCUGGACGUCAGCAUGCAGCGACACACAGGAGAACAACUGAUAAACAACCAGACGCUCGCACAUGCUGUGCAGAGUCUGUCAGAUACUAAACGUGAGCUGAAGAGAAAAGAUCAGUGUCUGAGAUCACUGGAGAAACAUUUCAACCAAUCACAGCAGGAGAAAAACCAACUACAGCAAACCGUCAAGAGUGCUGAGGAGGCACUGAGCACGGCUGCAAAGAAUAAAGAAUCUCUGAUGAGCUACAUCAGAUCUGUGGAGGACUAUUUGAAAGAGAUGAGAGAUGACAUCAUUCAGUGCAGGGGUCAUGUGACCCUCCUGCUGCCUGACCCUCCCAGCAUCAUUAGAAACCCACAGACUGACGCCUGUCAGAGUUUGGUGAGGUGUUUCCUGGAGCUCUUUCAGCUGAUGGUGUUGAAGAUCUCAUCUCAGGGUCAAGACUUGUCAUCACCACACAGCUGAAGAAUGACCUGCAGGACGUGAGACAAUCCUUCGUCGGUCUACCGUAUGUAAAUGAGCUCUGUGAUGAUUGGCUGUGUGUUUAAAUAUACACCAUGCGCUCAUGUGCUGUAAUAAUCACUGUUGUUCAUUUCAGUUUGUUUUGAAUAAAAGACAGAUUGUGUUUACAGUAUGUGUUGUUGAGUGAAUCUCGUGACAAUGAUGUAAGUUGAAGAACAGGUGGAUUGUGGGACAGAUCUACAUGUGCUUUAUUUAUAAAGAUUUAUUUCUCAUGUUUCUGUUUCAAACCCCACCGUCAACAAUAUUUAAAGCUCCGCCAUCAACAUUUCUACUUUACAUUUCUGUCAUGUAUCUGUACCUUUCCACACAAAAUAUUCCAGAGCUUAGCAUUACUGGAAAGUAGAUUUAGAAGAAAUGAAUAUACUGUAAAUAUCUAUUAGUAUCAGGUUUAUCAGGUCUCUGCGUAUGACAGUAAUUGCAGGUCUCAGUCAAAUGGAUUGAAAAUGAAAGUAAUUGACGUUUAUAUGAACAUUUAAAAACACAGAAAGGUGUGUGUGUAACAGUCAUUGAUGUUCAUGCAUUAACUCAUGUUAACAGAUGCAACUUUUGAUGUUAUUAAUGUAUUAAUAAAUGUUCAUGUUUAUAAAAACGACCUGGAUGUAAGUGUUGUGAGAAGUUGUGAGGAGAGAUCAGUGAGUUUAGUGUGUGCAGUGUCUGGAGAGAGAAAACGCUGAAGCAUCAGUUUGUCUGAUGUCACUUGUGUCUGAUCAUCUCCAGAGACGUGUCGCUGUGAGGAGGAUUAUGGGAUGGGAUAUUUGUCAUGUUUCUCAAUAGAGUUCAGAAUCUCUCAGCUUCGGACUCGUCCGUCUGAUUAAAUCCUGUUACAUCAUACAGCAGCUUAAUUUCUUUAUAAAACACUUUCAGGGUUUCUAAACCCAGUUACUGUCAGCAUGCUUCUGGAGUUCAGAGACACACAACACAUGAGAAAAACACAUCACGCUG
Molecule: messenger RNA, 4792 nt
Organism: Triplophysa rosa
Lineage: Eukaryota; Metazoa; Chordata; Actinopteri; Cypriniformes; Nemacheilidae
Product: coiled-coil domain-containing protein 171-like
Exons: 23
Coding region: 365-3793 (1142 amino acids)
Source: RefSeq, a predicted model, not a curated record